AUGCCCAGCCGGACGGGUGCCAAGAUGGACGGUAGUGGCGGCUGCGUACGCCUGAAGGUGUACUACAGCGGGGACAUUCUGAUCACCAGCCUGGAUGCGGCCACCACUUUUGAAGAGCUCUGUGAGGAUGUACAGGAGAUGUGCCGCCUGCAACAGGACCAACCACUCACUCUCAAGUGGGUCGACAGUGAAGGUGACCCCUGCACUGUGUCCUCCCAGAUGGAGCUGGAGGAGGCCUUCCGCCUGUCUUGUCAGCGCAGGGAUGAAGGGCUUAUCAUUCAUGUGUUCCCAAGCAUCCCUGAGCAGCCCGGCAUGCCCUGUCCAGGAGAAGACAAGUCCAUCUACCGCCGUGGAGCUAGAAGAUGGAGGAAGCUCUACCGCGCCAACGGUCAUCUCUUCCAAGCCAAGCGCUUUAACAGGAGAGCGUACUGCGGCCAGUGCAGCGAGAGGAUAUGGGGUCUCGGAAGGCAAGGCUACAAGUGUAUCAACUGCAAGCUCCUGGUCCAUAAACGCUGCCACGUCCUCGUCCCGCUGACCUGCGCAAAGCAUAUGGAUUCUGUCAUGCCUUCCCAGGAACCUCCAGUAGACGACAAGAACGACGGUGUGGACCUGCCCUCCGAGGAGACCGAUGGAAUUGCUUAUAUUUCUUCAUCCCGGAAACAUGACAACCUUAAAGAUGAUUCUGAGGACCUCAAACCCGUUAUUGAUGGGAUGGAUGGAAUCAAAAUAUCUCAGGGGCUCGGGCUACAGGACUUUGACCUUAUUAGAGUCAUUGGGCGCGGGAGCUACGCCAAAGUCCUCUUGGUGCGGCUGAAAAAGAAUGAUCAGAUCUAUGCCAUGAAGGUGGUGAAGAAGGAGCUGGUCCAUGACGAUGAGGACAUCGACUGGGUACAGACAGAGAAGCACGUGUUUGAGCAAGCAUCCAGCAACCCCUUCCUGGUCAGCUUACACUCCUGCUUCCAAACAACAAGUCGGCUGUUCCUGGUCAUCGAGUAUGUCAACGGGGGGGACCUCAUGUUCCACAUGCAGAGGCAGCGGAAGCUUCCGGAGGAGCACGCCAGGUUCUAUGCCGCAGAAAUCUGCAUCGCACUUAACUUCCUGCAUGAGAGGGGGAUCAUCUACCGGGACCUGAAACUGGACAACGUGCUGCUGGACGCAGACGGGCACAUCAAGCUGACCGACUAUGGCAUGUGCAAGGAAGGCCUGGGCCCCGGCGACACCACGAGCACUUUCUGCGGAACCCCAAAUUACAUCGCCCCAGAAAUCCUGCGGGGAGAGGAAUACGGGUUCAGCGUGGACUGGUGGGCCCUCGGUGUGUUGAUGUUUGAAAUGAUGGCUGGGCGAUCCCCCUUUGACAUCAUCACCGACAACCCUGACAUGAACACGGAGGACUACCUUUUCCAAGUGAUACUGGAGAAGCCCAUUCGGAUCCCGCGUUUCCUCUCCGUCAAAGCCUCCCACGUCCUCAAAGGAUUUUUAAACAAGGACCCCAAAGAGAGGCUCGGCUGCCGCCCCCAGACAGGAUUCUCGGACAUCAAGUCUCAUGCCUUCUUCCGCAGUAUCGACUGGGACCUGCUGGAGAAGAAGCAAGCCCUCCCUCCGUUCCAGCCACAGAUCACAGACGACUAUGGUCUGGACAACUUUGACGCGCAGUUCACCAGCGAGCCGGUGCAGCUCACCCCAGACGACGAGGACGCCAUCAAGCGGAUUGACCAAUCCGAGUUUGAAGGCUUCGAGUACAUCAAUCCCUUACUGCUCUCCACCGAGGAGUCUGUGUGA
Molecule: messenger RNA, 1779 nt
Organism: Chrysochloris asiatica (Cape golden mole)
Lineage: Eukaryota; Metazoa; Chordata; Mammalia; Afrosoricida; Chrysochloridae
Gene: PRKCZ
Product: protein kinase C, zeta
Exons: 18
Coding region: 1-1779 (592 amino acids)
Biological process (GO): protein phosphorylation
Molecular function (GO): protein serine/threonine kinase activity; protein binding; ATP binding
Source: RefSeq, a predicted model, not a curated record